Molecule: messenger RNA, 1885 nt
Organism: Hevea brasiliensis (rubber tree)
Lineage: Eukaryota; Viridiplantae; Streptophyta; Magnoliopsida; Malpighiales; Euphorbiaceae
Product: WUSCHEL-related homeobox 8-like
Exons: 5
Coding region: 479-1675 (398 amino acids)
Biological process (GO): regulation of developmental process
Molecular function (GO): DNA binding; DNA-binding transcription factor activity
Source: RefSeq, a predicted model, not a curated record
UUAUUAUCUACUCACCAUUAAUACCCUGCAGCAAAACCAAAUUGGAGCAAGAGAAUCCUCUCUAUUGAAAUCUGAAACAGGAAAAAAAAAAAAAAAUACUACGACUAUAUCAAAAAAGAAAGGGACAAACUCAUCAGAAGUACCCAUUUCUCUAAAGCUACAAAACCUUCUCUCUCUUCAAUUCUCAUUAAACCUCUCUGUGUCAACUCUGAUGAAGAUUCUAAUUAAGCACCCAGCAUGUAUUUUCCUCAUUUCCUUUCUUUCUCGUCCGCUGGAAUUGGUUUGUACCUUGAGUGGAGCUGAAGCAUUUCAGUUUUAAUGGGUAGGUGAGGAGGCUAUAAGAAGGGAUAUUGUGUUUGGCUAGGGCAUUCAGUACCAAAAGCUAGGGCAACAAAAGGGCUAUAUAUCUCUUCCUGCUUCUCUUUUGGUUGGCUAUUGAGUUAUUUUAGCUUUAAAUUUUGGCCUUUUUCUUGUCGUCAUGGCUUCAUCAAACAGACACUGGCCUAGCAUGUUCAAGUCCAAGCCCUGCAACGCUCACCGCCACCAAUGGCAGCACGACAUCACCCAAUCAUCUCUGGUGCAAACUGCUUGCCACAGAACCCCUUACGCUUCAGUUCCUGGAUGUGAAGAGCGAAGUCCAGAGCCAAAGCCAAGAUGGAACCCAAAGCCUGAGCAAAUUCGGAUAUUAGAAGCAAUCUUCAAUUCUGGCAUGGUGAAUCCACCAAGAGAUGAGAUAAGGAAGAUCAGAGCUCAAUUACAAGAGUAUGGUCAAGUUGGCGACGCCAAUGUCUUUUACUGGUUUCAAAACAGAAAAUCAAGAAGUAAACACAAGCUGAGACACCUCCAAAACUCAAAGCAACAAACUUAUCAAACCCCUUCAGUUACCACAUCAAUCAAUACUGUCACAGCACCUUCUUCUUCGUCAUCUUCCUCAGAGAAAUCCUCUCCAAAGGGCUCUAAAAGGACUCUAUCUUUGAGCUCUCCAAGUGUUGUUGAUGUGUCCAAUUCGCCAACUGGUUCAGUGAAUCAGACCUAUUUUCAAGCACACAAUGAGUUCGUGCCUGAACCCUUUUUCUUCCAGGCUCAACAGACUGGAGCCGGAGGAGGAACUAGGUCAUUUACACAAGGGUAUUGCUUUUCUGAUCUAUCAAAUUUGGUUCAAGUUCAAGAUGAUACAGUGGGGAAUUUGGUUCAACUUCAAGAUAAUACAGUUGGGCCUUGCACUGGCCUUCUGCUGAGUGAGAUAAUGAGUUCAGAAGCUUCAAAGAAAGAUCUUCAUCAUCAAGACAAGAACAUGAAGAUACAACCAUACCUUAGUUGCCCUGUCACGACUACAAUGUCUCACAGCAUCGGUUUUGCUCCUUCUCUACCUGUUCCUACCACUAAUCCUAAUAACGUCACUGUUCCAUCUACUAUCCGCCAAAUUCAAGGCGCAGCAGAGUCGGCUUCUGUGGGGUCCAGUGGCUCAUUGAGAUCAACGGUGUUUAUCGAUGACGUUGCAUUUGAAGUGGGAGUGGGGCCAUUCAAUCUGAGGGAGGCAUUUGGCGAUGAUUUUGUGCUGAUUCAUUCAUCUGGUCAGCCUGUUCUCACCAAUGAGUGGGGUGUCACUUUCCACUCCCUCCAGCAUGGAGCAUCCUACUAUUUAGUACCCCUUUCCAUGAGCGAACACAUUUGAAAGUGGAAAGCUUAGGAUGCGGGCUAGCCAACUAUGGUUGUUGUCCUUCUCUUUGUUUCCUAUCUCUCUUUCGCCUAGGGUUUGAAAAUUGGGUUUGCAGCAACUUAAUUAUGACUGUCUUAUGUAUGAAUCUUAGAACUUGUGGACCAAUGUAUUAUCUUUAGUGUUAUAAUAUAUGUGAAAGCAAUAUAUAUGGAAUAUGCUUAUCUA